Ixodes scapularis (black-legged tick) is the source of this 616-nucleotide messenger RNA. RefSeq names its product cytochrome c oxidase subunit 5B, mitochondrial. NCBI's taxonomy places the organism in Eukaryota, Metazoa, Arthropoda, Arachnida, Ixodida, Ixodidae. Gene Ontology annotation, biological process: mitochondrial electron transport, cytochrome c to oxygen. The coding region runs from base 64 to 432 and encodes 122 amino acids. Gene Ontology annotation, cellular component: mitochondrial envelope. The transcript is spliced from 4 exons. The record is from RefSeq and is a predicted model, not a curated record.
ACGCUACUAUCUCCUUCAGGAUCCGACCGAUCCGACACACGGGACACGGGCAAAGUGAUCGGCAUGGCUUCGGUACUAGGAAGGUCAAUCGCCAAAAACGUGCGACCGGCAUUGUUACUUACUGCUAGGCGGUUUAAAUCCGAGGAAAAACGGAUUUAUGAUGCCAUGGAGUAUGCCACUGGGAUAGAAAAGAAAGAGUUGCUUGCAAGGGCAGCAGGAAACGAUGAUCCGUUCGACAUGAGGGUGUUCAAGAGAGGCCCUGGCACCAAGGACAACCCCAACCUCAUUCCGUCCCACUUAGAAAAGCGAAUGAUUGGCUGCAUCUGCGAAGAGGACGCGACAACCAUCAACUGGAUGUGGCUGCACAGAGGGGACCCCAAGCGCUGCGAAUGCGGCCACUGGUUCAAGAUCGUGGAUGCCAAGCCGCUCUAGGGAGGAGGCCACCAUAACACCCUAGUCCUGCAGCGCAGUAGUCUUCACAGUUGUUUACGGAAGAGACCUUACGCGAGAGUAGGGUGACCCGGUCGCUCGCACCAUUUGCAGCCAUUCUUGUUGAUUUCUCGAUGUCGAAGCAAUUUUUCUUUGGACACGCAAUAAAAAAAAGGAAAUGCCUCAA